Messenger RNA from Malaya genurostris, 1924 nucleotides. Its product is annotated as muscle-specific homeobox protein tinman. The coding region runs from base 1 to 1842 and encodes 613 amino acids. NCBI's taxonomy places the organism in Eukaryota, Metazoa, Arthropoda, Insecta, Diptera, Culicidae. The transcript is spliced from 4 exons. Gene Ontology annotation, biological process: cell differentiation; regulation of transcription by RNA polymerase II. The record is from RefSeq and is a predicted model, not a curated record. Gene Ontology annotation, cellular component: nucleus. Gene Ontology annotation, molecular function: DNA-binding transcription factor activity, RNA polymerase II-specific; RNA polymerase II cis-regulatory region sequence-specific DNA binding.
AUGUCCGGGGCGCCACCCGGAGCCGAAGGCAAGUUAUACAAGUACAAGCCGGAGCAGGAUAGAAGAAUGAAAAAAAAACACCAAAACCUAACCGCUCUCGAAUUGCUCAAUUUUCCACUGGCACGGAGUUCAAGUGGUGAAAAGCAAAGUAGCGGCAGCAGCGGUAGAGAAAUACGACAAAUUGUUGGAUUGGGACAACCGAGGAUUAGCCUGCCUCGGAGAGAAACCCGCCCGGGGGCGGCUGUUCAGUUGAUCGAGCGAGCUACCAGCGUGAAAGUGGAGCACCAGGAACUCGAAACGGUGAAACCGGAAAACGUGCUGUGUCAUUUUGACACACUUGACGCGUUCCCGCGACCAAAGUGCGAAUUGGAUGAACGGAACUCUGGGUGCGGAAGUGUGAUUAAUCAAUCAUCCCAAAGCCUACUACUGGGUUUCGGUUUUUCGAUUGGGGUUGGGGUUGCUGACGUUUCGGAAAGGAUCGAACAUAUUAAACAAACAAACAAACAACAACAACAACAGGAACGGACAAUGCUACAGCAGAGCUACUACGAUGUAGUGCAAACCCAUUCGGAAGUGUCAUCCGGAAGUGAGUCGAACAAUAAUACACCCUUUUCAGUGAAGGAUAUCCUUAACUUGGUGGACCAGAACGCGGCUGCCGCGGCGGCGGCGGCUGCUGCAGCAGCCGAAGCGGAUUAUCUCGGAUGCCAGAUGGAGAGCUCAUCAAGCUCUCACCUGGCGCUUGCCUACUCCGGUUACGAUCAAACCUUCAGUAGCAGCCUGAACGAUCCUUACCAGAUGAUCCCCCAUGGCUACCUUCCCACUUCGCAUCACCAUCACGAAUACACCGGUUACAGUUCAUCGCCGACGGCUUGCUAUGACUACAACACACCAUCAUCGGUGGCAGCUCCUCCGCACUACCACCAACAUCAUCACCACCAUCACCCGCUGCCAACGUACAACUCCUACCAUCAUCAUUCGUCGGCACUGAUGCCAGGGGAAAACUCCAUCGCCCCAAACGGAAGCUCUCACGCGGAUCUGGAAAUGUCUCUUUCGGUUAUCGAUGUUCCCAAAGAAUGCACCUUCCAGAUUCAGGAUGUCCGCUCUACCAACCCGGCGGCCGUCAUCGAGGUCAACAGUAUGGAAGCGAACGAUCCCAUCGGUUCUCCGAUGGAAUCCGCGGUCGGAAGUUCCCCGCAAACUCCGCUGCGAAAACCGAAGGAAGAAUCAUUGUUCAACGUGACGCCAAACAAUUCUAAUCGGGUUACUUCCGAGCAUGUCCAAGAGUUGGACAGUUUGUGCCAAAUGAAUAAUAACGAGGAGGAAACCAGGCAGAAAUGCAACUCCCAGCUCGUCACCUCAUCCCGUUGUGAGCUGCGCAAAAAUGGUAAACUUCGAGCCAAGCGGAAACCUCGGAUUCUGUUCUCCCAAGGUCAGGUUCUCGAGUUGGAACGAAGAUUCCGUCAGCAGCGCUAUCUGUCGGCACCGGAACGUGAAACACUGGCCAGCUUACUGAAGCUUACUCCGACCCAGGUGAAGAUCUGGUUCCAAAACCGGCGAUACAAAUCCAAACGAAUCCAGUUGGAGAAUGCCGCUGCCGUGAAGGACGCGGCACCCGGUAAGGACGGGGAUAAACCGAAAGGAUCCGUGUCGGUGGAAUUCGUCGAGGAAUCGAUUGGCACCUAUUCGAAUGGGUUUGGCACGAUGAAUUCGGUGUCGGCUGUUGUAGCACCUGCUCCACCGCCACCACCACCUCCCUAUCCAACAUACGGCGGAAUGCAAUACACAAGCGAUCAGUACGGACCACCUCCGAAUCCUUACUACGAUCAGAAAGGAUACUGGUAGACAGCUACAGUAGCAAUAGUUACAGUUUGUAAAUAAUAACUCACGCUAGCUCACCAAAUAGCUUUAACAUUUAUCCCAAAGA